CAUUUGUGUGGAAAUCACUACAACCUAACGGCUAGUUGCAGUGUAUUUUUGUUAAGUGCUAACCAUCGAGUGCAUCAUCUAUUCCGGUUUCAAUUGAUAACUGUGAUGGGAUACGUGCGAAGAACUGUCGUCCUUUUGCUGCUUCUGCUAGGUGUUACAGUUCGGGAAUUUUCACUGUUGGUAGCCGGCCGCAUUGUCGGUGAUAAUGUUGCAGGCUCGAACGUAUUGUAUACCGACACACCUGCAUUGCUGUCACAGGCAGUCGAUCAAACGACUCCAAUGCAUACGGCCGUAGGUGAACCACCGAUUCCAAUCGGUGCUCUGGAAGGUGUGGGAAGUGUAUUCAAACCUACGAACCUUCCCAAUGCCGACCAUCAACUGGGUAGUGAUAGCAAUGGAGCCACAGAACCAUCUGCCACGGUGCCAAUGGGUUCAAGUAGCUCACCGAUCUCAUCUUUCAUACCGAUCGGUGGUUCUGGUGUUACCGUGAGCGUGAACGGAGGAUCAAUAUCCAGCACCAGCACUAUCUCAGCCACGUCCUCAUCAACCGUCCCACCGACCACAACGUCCAGCACGUCGAGCACGAGCACGACACAAACGUCCACUACGACUACCUCCACCAGCGCACCGAACGCGGUUGGUGUUCCACCAGUCACCUUAACGUCAGGCAAUGCUCGUCCCGUUCCGGCUACACCGUCAAUCGAAUGUUAUCACGCCCAACCAGAACUGUGCGCGGAGAGAAAGGUCGGAGAUUGUGAGUGUAGCAUCGAUCCACUGGUUCCGACCGCCCUAUACUGUUGCAACGUAACCGACAUUAACAAAGCGAUCGGCUGCGUUACGAACGCACCAGAAACGGCCAACUGGAAGUAUCUGCACAUGCGUAAUGUGACUGUGCGCGAGCUGGCACUGAACGUGUCGAAUCGAUACAUCAAGACGCUACUAUCGCUCGCCAUUACCGAUGGCACGAUUCAGCGCAUCAGUACAUCGUUUGCCCGGUUUUCGUCACCCGUCUGCCUGAACGUGUCCAACAACAAUAUCAGCGAGAUUGAGCCACGCGCAUUUCGCGAGCUGCGCAAUCUCACCAUGCUCGAUCUGUCGUACAACAAUCUGUCCACCAUACCGUCCACGAACGGGAAGUUCCGGCUCGAUAUACGCGGUAACGUUGGGAUGCUGUGCAAGUCCUUGCUGGAAUCGCUUAAAAGUGGUGUCAAAUUUAAGGAUCCGGAAUCAACCUUCUGCCUAACGAAUCGCACCUUCAACUGGUUUAAUUCGACGGACAGUUUGCCGCUGCACCAGCUCGAAACGAUCCAGCGCGUGCAGGACGAAUGUCCGGAAAACUGUACCUGUGAGCUGGAUCGGUUAAAUUUCGAUCUGAACAACACGGAGCGUAAAACGAUCACAACGCGUGUCGCCUGUACCGGGCUCGGGUUGACCAAGUUCCCCGAUCGACUACCGGCUGGUACGGUAACGCUCAACAUCUCCAAUAACAAUAUAACCAGCCUGGAGGCGUUAAAUACACCGCCGUACCAGUCGCUGCUGCGUCUACACGCCGACGACAAUCAAAUAAGCUCGCUGAGCGACCUGGAGGGUAUGGAUUUUAUCUCCCGCUUUACCUUGUUUUCGAUACGGCGCAACAAGCUAAAGACCGUCCAGUCGUACAUCUUCACCAAAUCGCUCGAUCUCGGUUCGUACAUCUUUCUCGAGGGUAACCCGAUGACGUGUGACUGUAACGCCGCGAAAGGGUUCAAAAAUUGGUUACUCAGCCGCAAGGCGCAGGUGCCCGACCACGAGGAUAUCUUCUGCGAGGGUAAUACGAACCUGCCGCAGCUGGUGACGAUACAGGAGAGCAAACUGUGCCAGUCACAGCACGACUGGACCGACUACAUCUACUAUCUGAUUGCGACCGAGAUACUGCUGUUGCUGGCACUCGUCUGCAAGGUUUCGUACGACUACUGGGUAUUUAAGACGGCCGGUUAUUUACCGUGGCCGGCCAACAAGAUGCCCAAGCUACCGUGCGAUUGUUUGUGCGAAUAGGUGACCGGCACGAUGAAGAGAAUAUCUGUACCAAUUUCUUCAUUUUUGUUGUUUAAACUCUCUUUUAAUGUUUCUCUCAUCAACUGUGAUAAAGAAAACAAACGGGCCUUCUGUGGGGCGAUACUUUGAGCCUUCCACUAUUUGCUAACCCUAUCGAUAUUAGCGGCGUUUUGGUUUACAAAGCCAAACAAAACAAAAAAAAAACAAUACAUCCAUCUUUAAAAAAAUAUAAAAUCAAUGUUUUCUGUUCAAUUAUGUCUAAGGUUAGCUAAGCCUUCAGUGAUACUGCACGUGACUUUCUCAUAUGACCGAAGAUACGAAACUAUAGAACAAAUAAAUAAGCGACUUUACACACAUACAUUAUAGAAGUUUAAGAUUUUUGCUGUUAAUUGUGUCUUUUU
This is a messenger RNA of Anopheles funestus (African malaria mosquito), 2435 nucleotides long. It is a transcript of the gene hfw, whose product is annotated as protein halfway. NCBI's taxonomy places the organism in Eukaryota, Metazoa, Arthropoda, Insecta, Diptera, Culicidae. The coding region runs from base 106 to 2034 and encodes 642 amino acids. Gene Ontology annotation, molecular function: transmembrane transporter binding; potassium channel activator activity; voltage-gated potassium channel activity. The record is from RefSeq and is a predicted model, not a curated record. Gene Ontology annotation, cellular component: voltage-gated potassium channel complex. The transcript has 4 exons.